UCACACACACACACAUAUAUAUAUAUAUACUCACAAAAAGUACAUAGCUACGCUCGAACAAACACGAUGACAUAGCUAAAGAUUCUUUUGUUACCUGUCAAAUUGAACCUCAAUCGCUCCUGUCACUCAUCGAAAUAGCCUCUCUCGUUAUCAGUCUAAAAUCGUUGGAAUAUUAAUAUUCAUACUACUCGGAUUCAUAUCGAACUGAUGAACUAUGCCCGCAACAUUAAGGAAAUACUGUGCCUUUCCGUACAUACUUUACCGCCAGAGAACAAGUUCUAUCUUAACUGUGUUAUGCAUUUGUUCAGUGAGUUUAUAUUUACUAAAUAUCAGACAUUCACCUCCAGGAAACGAAAAUGCCCUCACAUAUGAUGCUCCCCCCUUGGGUCCGUUUGACUGUGCAGCGCUUAUAAGACAGGAUGAAUUUGCUUCAUCGAAUGCAGAAACAUACUCUACUUUACAUCCGCAUGUUUCAUUACCUAACGGAGAAUAUGCUAAAAACCUGUGUCAAAAUUGUGAUGAAUUUCGGAAACGUGGCAGGUAUAUCUCUAUGAAUAAUGUUACAAAAGAAGAAAAAGACUUUCCUCUUGCUUAUUCCAUCGUACUUUACAAAGAACCCGAUCAAGUUGAAAACUUACUGAGGGCCAUUUACCGUCCACACAAUUAUUAUUGCAUUCACGUUGAUAAAAGUUCUGAUCCUUUGAUAUUGAGUGACAUGGAAGCGAUAGCAAAGUGUUUACCUAAUGUUUACAUUGCAUCUCGCAUUAUCGACGUUCAAUGGGGACAAUUUUCUGAAACUGAAGCAGAGUUAAUCUGCAUGAAGGAUUUAUUAAAAUAUAAAAAAUGGAAGUAUUUCAUAAACUUAACGGGACAGGAAUAUCCGUUGAAAACCAAUCUACAGAUUGUACGUAUUGCUAAAGCGUUUAAAGGAGCGAACGAUAUUGCUGGAGUACGUGGAAAUUACGAUUUUCGUACAAAAUUUCGCUAUGUUAACUUUCGACGAAUGGGCUUGAAACCCCCUUCACCACAUAACAUUACAGUUUCAAAAGGAAGUAUACACAUUACAGCAUCACGUGGUUAUGUAGAAUUUCUUAUCAUGGAUCGUCGAUCACAAGAUUUUAUUAAUUGGGUCCGGGAUACAAGGAACCCAGAUGAAACAUUAUUUUCAACAAUGAAUCACAACCCACACCUGAGAGUACCUGGUUCUUUCAACGGGACGGAUAUUCAUAAAAAGCCUUUAAUUUCAAGAUUUAAACUUUGGAAAAAUAUUAACCCGAACAGUUGUCAUGGAAAGUGGUUAAGAUCGGUUUGUGUUUUUGGACACGAUGAUUUGAAACAAUUAACAAAUUCGCCGAAACUAUUCGCAAACAAAUUUGAACAGGGCUUUAUGCCAAUGACGCUUCGUUGUCUCUCAGAAUGGCAUUAUAACAGAACACGAGAUGAAUAUGAUGGAAAAUACGUAUUUAGUGCCAAAGCCUAUGAAAAACAGCGACAUGUUCUUUUACGGAUACAGUAAUUUAGCGAACUAUUAUUGAAAUUGGUUAGAUGUGUCACUUAAAAUAUUUAUAUAAUUUUUCUUUCUUUGUGCUGUUCAUAAAAGAUAUCUUGCUACGGAUAGGAAUAUAGGAAGGGUAAUAGGAGGUUUAGAUCAAUAAAGUUUCGAAACGGUGUGAUAUGUCGUGCAGUACGUUAACCGAAACUUAUUCUAGUGAAGAAAUGUUUUUUGUCCAACUACAUGCGGACUGUAAAAAUCGGAUUAUUUUGAGUUUAUUAUCUAAAUUGAAAACUUUCGUAAAUCGAUCUAAGUUGAAUAGGUAGCAUAGUCAUAUAAGAAUGGGUUUCUGAGAUUUGAUUUAAUCUGAUAUUUAAAAUUUUCGAGAUUUAUGUAUAUUAGUUUCCUCAAUAUUAACAUUACAUAGUUGUUAAGGAAUAUCUCUGAAGAGAGGUUAUUUUGAUAAAUAUAUUAUGCGUGGGAUAUAUUAAUACAUUUUGACAAUGUUAUGGUAUGUCAAGGAAAUCACUCUAUUUACGGAGGCACGCACACACACAUACGCAAACACAAACACGCACACAAACACAGUAUGGUAGUAUAAGUGGAGGCACAUGGCUUAGUGGUUAGAGCAACGGAUUCGCGGUCGAGGGAUCGCGGGUUCGAA
Octopus sinensis (East Asian common octopus) is the source of this 2156-nucleotide messenger RNA. RefSeq names its product N-acetyllactosaminide beta-1,6-N-acetylglucosaminyl-transferase-like. The transcript is spliced from 5 exons. Gene Ontology annotation, molecular function: glycosyltransferase activity. The record is from RefSeq and is a predicted model, not a curated record. Gene Ontology annotation, cellular component: membrane. NCBI's taxonomy places the organism in Eukaryota, Metazoa, Mollusca, Cephalopoda, Octopoda, Octopodidae. The coding region runs from base 215 to 1516 and encodes 433 amino acids.